Molecule: messenger RNA, 3338 nt
Organism: Teleopsis dalmanni
Lineage: Eukaryota; Metazoa; Arthropoda; Insecta; Diptera; Diopsidae
Product: homeobox protein 2-like
Exons: 8
Coding region: 465-2492 (675 amino acids)
Cellular component (GO): ribonucleoprotein complex; cytoplasmic stress granule; cytosol
Molecular function (GO): mRNA 3'-UTR binding; poly(A) binding; poly(U) RNA binding
Source: RefSeq, a predicted model, not a curated record
UUUAGUAAAACAUUACUUCUGUGCGGUUGUUGUAUUCAAAGAAUAUCUAAACAUCUAAGUAUCUAAUUGUGGUUAUGAAAAACACAUAUAACCGAUUAAGCAUUGAGAAGGAAAACACAUAAGAACUUGUUCGUGAAUAAAAGUCUAUACAGAAGUGCAAAUUUUAAAUAAGACUCAAAAAAGGUUUAACCUUGGUUUACUUCCAGAAUUCCUUUGAAAAUUGCAGAGCGCGAGUCCAUACGAAUUCUUAGAGCGUAAGCCAAAACAUAUAGCAAAUAUAAGCGUUUGGCAGUUACUCUUAGUGUCAAAUAAAACUAAUAUAUACGUUAUAUAUAUACGUUAAUAUAUAAUAUAAACAAAACUUCUCAUAAUUCUUAACAGAUAGCAAUCUUCAUUUAUAUCUUAAUUUAAGAACGCAAGGCCGUAGAGUUACGGCGAUAAUUUAUUAAGAACUGAAAACGUGGAUGCAAAAUAAAACAAAACUGGAUACAUCAACUUCAUUGCAGGACCAAAAUAUGUCGUCCCUUCUUCCAACAACAUCCACCGGACGUUUUGAUCCGCGUUCUUUUACAAAUAUUUACAUCAAAAAUUUUGGUUUUGAACUCACAUCUGAUCAAUUAAAAAAAAUGUUUGAUCGAUUCGGCGAAAUAAAAAAUAGCAAAAUCAUGACUGAUGAAGAGGGAAACUCUAAAGGCUUUGGUUUUGUUUGUUUCUUAUCUCCAGACUCUGCAGCUAGUGCUGUUGCUCAAAUGCAUGGUAUAAAAAUAUCACCCGGUCGUGUCCUCUAUGUUGCCAAAGCAUUAAAGAAGGCAGAGCGAAUGCAUGUUCUUAAGUACAAGCGCGAGUAUGAAAAGAACAACCUAUAUGUUAAAAAUUUAGAUGAGUCAGUUGAUGAGAAUUAUAUGUAUGAUCUGUUCUCUCCAUAUGGUAAGAUCACUUCCCUCAAAGUUAUUGUCAAUGAAGUUGGAGUUUCCAAAGGAUACGGGUUUGUGGCAUAUGAAUCUCCAACGUCUGCGAACAGAGCUUCAUUUACAUUAAAUGGACGUAUGGUUGGUACAAAACCACUAUAUGUUGCCUUUGCACAACGUAAGCCUGAACGCAACAUGGGUUUGAGUCAAUCGCGUGAUAUCGUUAAUUACCCUACCGAUAAGAGCAUUACACCUAGCCAGCAAUACGGUUACAAUACAAAAUUACAACACUCUCUCCCGCAGCGUAAACCAUCGGUUCAGAAAAUAUGCAAUGGAGACAACACUCAGCCAAAUGCCGAACGUGUAGGAGAUGAAGCCGCUGAUGAUCCCGUUAUCAAGCGCGUUGAUGCCCAAAUAAGUAUCAAUUUGCAGCAAACUUAUUUGGCAACUAAAUCAGGAGCAGUGCACACUAUAAAUAUAGAACGAUCUGUGGUAGGAAGUGAAUCUGAAAAUGUGUGUAAAGACAGUCAACUGAAUCCUGAGGCGGUAGUGUUUCCUAGCAAGUGUUGGGGAGAUGAUAAAUCCAUUGAUGGAAAUGAUGCUAAUGACAGUGUGACCAGUUUGGAUGAUUCCAAUGUAUCAACGGAACAAUACGAAAGUAAUACUCAACACAAUAACUUCAAUGACGGGAAGAAUUUUAAUGUUGGUUCGUCUUCAAAUCGUACAUCUUACAGUGGAUAUCAGACCAGACCAAGUUUUAGUAAUUGUGGUAAUUCUCAAGGAAAUAUGAUGAAAUCUUUACCAUUAAACAAUAAUCGCUUCCCAGCACCUUCUAAUGAUAGGCGUCCCUACAAUUAUAAUAGUAUUUCGAACAAUACUACACAGGCACCACGUUAUCCAAAUUAUUCACAAAACAAUCGAUACUUUUCUAAUCGCGGCGCAGGUGACAAUAAAGACUCUUCUAGUGAAAUCAAAGCAAUAUGUGCAAGUCCAACAGAGCAGCCCAAUAAUCAAUAUAAAAAUCCAUUUAGUGGCCGUACCCGUGAAAGUGGCAGUAAUAAUCGUAAUUCGUAUAAUUACGGAAAUAAUAAUUGCACUGGACGCAACAGUGGCGGUCUGCAGCAAAGUACCGGAAAUCGAACCAAUUCCCAAUAUGGUAGAACUUAUGGUGAACAAAUUAAUAAGAAUUUGUAUAAUCAUCAGCCAAGCAGCUCACGUCAAUAUGAAAGUAGCGGCAGUAAUUAUAAUCAGUCGCGAUACGAACAAAACUCUCGUAAUAACGGUAAUAACCAGUUGCAAAAUCGUGGCUAUGGACAACAAAAUAGGAACGUUGGUCAAAAUCGUUUCUGUGGUCAAUCUCAACAAGGUUACAGCUCUCAAGGUCAAUAUAACGGAGGCAACAACUACCAUACCGACUAUAAUGGGUCCAAACAACGUUCUCGCUAUGCAAAUAAUAACAAUAAUAAUCGGACUCGUUCUAAUUCACAAUACGAUUCUGUCUCAGACAAUUCAAAGCCAAUAGGCCCUGAUGAAGUUGAGUAUAGGAAUAAAAGUUCCUCUAUCAGCUUCAUUAAUUCUCAAUAAAUAACUUGAAAAUUUAAUGAUUGCGUGUUAAAAGAUUCUCGUCCACUAAAGCACGAGGAGCAAAAAUUGACCUCAAACAAACUUAAAAAUUUCCACCUUUAAACCUGCAUUGCAAUCAUUAAUAAAUUUAAAAACAAAGCCGAGGUCAACACACACACUUUCUUUCCAAAACAAAAAUUACCUAAAUUAAUGGAUAGUGGACAACUUGACAACUUUUAAUAAUUGAAGGCAAUAUACAUCUCAAACAUAUAUAUGAAUAUGUAAUGUAUAUGUAAUAUCAUUCGCGAAAUUUCCAACGAAGCUCUAAAUUUCCCCGUUACCUGUCCACGAUACCACCAUAAGAUCAAUAGAGUUUAUAUCGUACUGUUUGGAACGUGAAGAAUUAGGAUUUAAAAUAUUUUCGACAAAAACAGCACAGUCGUCAAUAUAUACAACAUAUGUUAGAUAUUUUUGGCUUCAAAUUCAAAUUCGAUGUCUGGAAUAACAUCCAAGGUUUGCAGAAAAUUGUUUGCUUCGUUUCGAACACCCCAAUCACUUUACGACGCCAAGAUGAUAUACAAUCUGAGAAGGAAGAUAUAUGUUUAAGCCUCCCAGAAUGUACCGUACAACAUAUGCAUUUACUACUAAUCUGCCAAUCUGCGGUCACACCAGCAUAGCAUAUCUGCUAUCCAGAAACGGAGACAUUUGAAAAGUAUUUAUGUUGUGACGUCGCAGCAGUACGAUUGGAUGUUGUAAUAGCAUAUCUGCUAUAUGGUGCUUGGACAUAUUGUUCUAUCACAUGCGUAAUAUACCUGGAGUUUAGAGUAACUUGUCUUGUUAGAGAGAGCUUAUAACUCGAUUCACAAG